AUGGCCAAAGAGAGUAGUUCGACAGCGGGGACAGUCCCGCCCGUCCCCAUCUUAUCAGAUUCCCAUCAUUCGGGCAUCAGCAAACGCCUGGCAGAGGCAGCAAAUGCGGCCAAGGCGAGAGUCUACGCCAACAAAACCGUAUCGGGGGUGACACCGCGUAAGGGCGAGCUGCCUGUCCUGCCACCGGGAAUCCAGCGCCAGACAUUCAACACCGCCAUUGAAGAGCUGAAGCGCACGCUGGGCUCAGAGCAUGUCGUUAUAAACGACAAGCCUCUAGAUGAUGGGUGGUAUCUGGAACAUCCAAACACUCACGACGCUUUCCACCUCCUUGACCCCAAUGAAACCGUCUCCUCAGCCGUGGCAUAUCCCGGCUCGACGGAAGAGGUCUCUGCCGUGGUGAAAUGGGCCAACAAAUACGAGAUCCCUCUCUGGCCCAUCUCCAUGGGUCGGAAUCUGGGCUACGGCGGAGCUGCACCUCGAGUGAGAGGAAGCGUCGUCGUCGACCUUGGGAAGCGCAUGAACAGGGUCUUGAACAUUGACCCGGAGCAGUGCUCCUGUCUCGUCGAACCGGGUGUGUCGUACUACAAACUCUAUGAAGAAGUCCAGAAGACGGGCUAUCCGCUCUGGAUCGAUCCGCCAGAUUUGGGCGGUGGUUCGGUCCUCGGAAAUGCUGUGGACCGGGGGGUGGGAUAUACUCCGAUGGGCGAUCAUUUCGCAAAUCAUUGCGGGUUCGAAGUCGUUCUACCCACCGGCGAUGUUAUCCGGACAGGCAUGGGAGCCUUACCCGGCCCUGGUGGUGAAGACAAUCCGACAUGGCAGUCAUUCCAAUACGGCUACGGUCCCUAUGUCGAUGGCAUCUUCACGCAGUCCAAUUUCGGCAUUGUUACCAAGAUGGGGCUAUGGCUGAUGCCCGCGACGGAGCAUUUGACCUUCAUGGUGACGUUCCCGAAUGACGACGAUUUUGAAGACAUCAUCGAUGUCAUCAGACUGCUGAUGGUCAGGAGGAUCUUGGGAAACGUUCCACAGCUGCGACAUGUGAUUCAGGAACUGGCUGUCACGGGGAAGAAUAGAGAAGAGUUCUACCGGGGUGAAGGGCAGAUUCCUAGGGAAGUCAUCCGCCAACAUGCGUCGAAGAUGCCUUGUGGUGAUUGCUCGUGGAUAUUUUAUGGUACCGUUUACGGGUCUCAGAAGCAGAUCCAGGACACCCUCGCGGUCGUCAAACGAGAGUUCAGCAGAAUUCAUGGAGCGCGGUUUAUCUUCCCUGACGAUGUCCCGCCGGACCAUUACCUCCACUCACGAGUACGAGUGUGCUCAGGCGUCCCAGAAAUCCGCGAGCUGGAGUGGUUGAACUGGAAGAAGAACGGAGCCCACCUGUUCUUCUCACCGAUCUGCCCGACCAAGCGACAGGAUGCCCGGAAGAUCAUCGACAUUGCAGCCCGUAUCCACAAAGAAUAUGAAUUCGAUCUCUUCCCGACGUUCUGCAUUGCCACGCGUGAGAUGCACCUGAUUGUGAACAUUGUCUACGACCGAGCAAACCAAGACGAGAAGCGCAGAGCGGUCGCCGCGAUCCGGAAGAUGAUCGACGAAUGCGCUGAGGCCGGAUAUGGCGAGUAUCGGACACAUAUCUUGCUAGCGGACCAGGUGGCGCACACCUAUUCGUGGAACAACCAGGCGUUAUUGCGCUUCCAUGAGACUCUAAAGGACAGCCUUGAUCCCAAGGGCAUUCUUGCUCCUGGACGGAACGGCAUCUGGCCGAAGAAGUAUCGAGGCCAGGGUUGGGAAUUGUUGGGGGAAGGCAGGAGUACUUCGACAAGACCAAGUCACGGCUCUAGGCGUAGCAGAAAACAGCUUGUCCACUCUGUAAAGUUCACCAAAAAGAAUAGUAAUUGUGAUGGAUACUCUUGA
Messenger RNA from Rasamsonia emersonii CBS 393.64, 1905 nucleotides. Its product is annotated as Glycolate oxidase. Bases 1 to 1905 code for a protein of 634 amino acids. Gene Ontology annotation, molecular function: D-lactate dehydrogenase (cytochrome) activity; FAD binding; D-lactate dehydrogenase (NAD+) activity. Lineage: Eukaryota; Fungi; Ascomycota; Eurotiomycetes; Eurotiales; Trichocomaceae. The transcript has 5 exons. Gene Ontology annotation, biological process: lactate catabolic process. Gene Ontology annotation, cellular component: mitochondrion. The record is from RefSeq and is a predicted model, not a curated record.